AUGAAUAAGGAUAUAAUCAAUCUCGAUGACGAUGAUCAAGAAGAUGAUAACAACUACAACAAUCAAACAUCAUCAUCUUUUAACAACUACAACAUCAAACAUGAAGUUAAACAAGAACAACAACAAGUGAAGAAACCAUUGGCAACAAGCAACUCGACAACUUCUUCAUCUUCUUUGAGAAAUGGUGUUGCUAACAAUGUGGUACGAAAGACACCUUCUUCUUCUUCUCAAAAGGCAAAGGCCAUCUUACCUUUUGAUAAGAAUCGAACAAGAGUGUUCUUGGCAGACGUACAUCAAAAUCGUAUCAAUAGAAUAUCAGAAGAGUGUAUGAGGAGUGAUGGUAUUCAAAUAUAUGAACCAACCAAAUACAACAACUACAAUAAUAAUUACACCGACAAUAAUGUAAAGAACGAGAAUGAUAACAAUACGACAAUGAACGUAAAAAAGGAGAAAUAUAAUACCAACAACAAUAACAUGAAUAUAACAAAUAACAACAAUUCACCAAUUGAAAUCGAUGACGACGACGAUGAUGACUAUGAUGGUUAUGGCUCAUCAUCUACCUCUACUACCUCUACAACUUCUACAACCAAUAAUGGUAAACAAAAUGGUAAAGGAUAUGAUUUGGAUCAAUACAGAGACAUGCGUAAUCAAUUAUCUUUAUUAAGAGUAAAGAAACAUCAAUCUUAUAGAAAUGAUAAAUUAUCAACUAAAAAGAUGUAUACAAUGGCAGAUGUUGAAAGCCUAUCGAAACAAGAAGAGGAAAACAAGAUGCAUUUUGCAUCAACCGAUCAUAAUUCUGCAGAUAAUAGACGUGGAAAAGUUAAUACUAUCAAUAAUACAUUUAGAAAUCCAGAGUCAAUUGGUAGGAAAGCAUUGGAACUCAGUAAUGCAUUUAGAGCCAAGAAUAAUAGACCCCCGUGUCAAUGGCAUCAAGGUAUUUUUGGUAUUGCUGUUGAACAUUGUAAAAAUAUGUCAGAUAAAAAGGUUCCAUUUGGACAUGGAGGAUUUCAAGAGAGAAUAAAAAGGUUUCCAUUCCGUCACAUUAAAAGUGGUGAAAAUGUUGCAAUGAAUAAUUGCGAUGCCACUGUUGCCGAAGUGGCAGUCGAGGGUUGGAUCAAUUCCAAAGGACAUCGAGAGAAUUUAUUGGCCGACUAUAAUAUCUGUACGAUUGGAGUAUACCAAGGAUCAGAUGGUAUGUGGUAUUUAACUCAAUUGUUUGCUAAAACUUAA
This is a messenger RNA of Cavenderia fasciculata, 1230 nucleotides long. RefSeq lists its product as uncharacterized. NCBI's taxonomy places the organism in Eukaryota, Evosea, Eumycetozoa, Acytosteliales, Cavenderiaceae. Bases 1 to 1230 code for a protein of 409 amino acids. The record is from RefSeq and is a predicted model, not a curated record. The transcript is spliced from 3 exons.